CGCCGCCGCCGCGGCCCCGCCGCCCGCCGCGGGCGCCCACCAAAGCACUUUGCAGACUCGCUUCCACCCUGCGGGCCAGUCCGCGCGGCGGGGCCCGGGCCCGGGGCGGCCGCGUUCCGGGGACAGGCCAUGCAGUGAAGCCCCCGCUCCCCCCGCAGCCCCCCGCGCCCCACCGCCCCGUCCACCUUUGCCCAGAGCCGCGGGCAGCAGCCCCGCGCGGCGCCUCGCCGGUCCCGGGGCAGGAGCGGUUCUAGGCAGGGUGGGGUGGCCCAGCCCGGGGACCGGGAGCCGGGGAGGGCGCCGGGCACCGAGCGCAGGGCGGGGGAAAGCGGCGCCGAAGUUUGCCGCGGACUCGCCGGGCGCCGCGGCCGCUGUCUUCGCCGAGGUUUAUUUUCUUGAAAAGGCUCCAGGCUUCGGCUUGGAAAAUCCAACCGCCAAAAUUGAGCCCAGCAGCUGGAGCGGCAGCGAGAGUCCUGCCGAAAACAUGGAAAGGAUGAGUGACUCUGCUGAUAAGCCCAUUGACAACGAUGCUGAAGGGGUGUGGAGCCCCGACAUUGAGCAGAGCUUUCAAGAAGCAUUGGCUAUCUACCCACCAUGUGGGAGGAGGAAAAUCAUCUUAUCAGACGAAGGCAAGAUGUAUGGUAGGAAUGAAUUGAUAGCCAGAUACAUCAAACUCAGGACAGGGAAGACGAGGACCAGAAAACAGGUGUCUAGUCAUAUACAGGUCUUAGCAAGAAAGAAAGUUCGAGAAAUUCAAGCCGCCAUUAAGGUGUCUAGUCACAUUCAGGUUCUUGCCAGAAGGAAAUCUCGUGAUUUUCAUUCCAAGCUAAAGGAUCAGACCGCCAAGGACAAGGCCCUGCAGCACAUGGCCGCCAUGUCGUCCGCCCAGAUCGUCUCGGCCACCGCCAUCCACAAUAAGCUGGGGCUGCCGGGGAUCCCACGCCCCACCUUCCCGGGGGCACCGGGGUUCUGGCCCGGAAUGAUCCAGACAGGCCAGCCAGGAUCCUCACAAGACGUCAAGCCCUUUGUGCAGCAGGCCUACCCCAUCCAGCCAGCAGUCACGGCCCCCAUUCCAGGGUUUGAGCCUGCGUCAGCCCCAGCUCCCUCCGUCCCUGCCUGGCAGGGCCGCUCCAUUGGCACAACCAAACUUCGCCUGGUGGAAUUCUCGGCUUUCCUUGAACAGCAGCGAGACCCAGACUCGUACAACAAACACCUCUUCGUGCACAUUGGCCAUGCCAACCAUUCAUACAGCGACCCAUUGCUUGAAUCAGUGGACAUUCGUCAGAUUUAUGACAAAUUUCCUGAAAAGAAAGGUGGCUUAAAGGAACUGUUUGGAAAGGGCCCUCAAAAUGCCUUCUUCCUCGUAAAAUUCUGGGCCGAUCUAAACUGCAAUAUUCAAGAUGAUGCCGGGGCUUUUUACGGUGUGACCAGUCAGUAUGAAAGUUCUGAAAAUAUGACCGUCACCUGUUCCACCAAAGUUUGCUCCUUUGGAAAGCAAGUAGUAGAAAAAGUAGAGACGGAGUAUGCAAGGUUUGAGAAUGGCCGAUUUGUAUACCGAAUAAACCGCUCCCCAAUGUGUGAAUAUAUGAUCAACUUUAUCCACAAGCUCAAACAUUUACCAGAGAAAUAUAUGAUGAACAGUGUUUUGGAAAACUUCACAAUUUUAUUGGUGGUAACAAACAGGGAUACACAAGAAACUCUUCUCUGCAUGGCCUGUGUAUUUGAAGUUUCAAAUAGUGAACACGGAGCACAACAUCAUAUUUACAGGCUUGUAAAGGACUGAACCUGGUUAUUUAUAUAUAUAGAUAUCUGUAUAUAUACACACACACAUAUGUGCACACACACACUCUCUCCAUUAUCCAAGGACUGACUGUAAACCUCACCACACAGGGGUGGGGCCCUGGCCCCAAGGUCACCCCAAUUUUUCUAAAUCCUAUUUGAGUGAAGUCAUUUUUUUUUUUUCAUGUGUUCAUACUACCAUUGUAGCUGUGAAGUUCCGGUACAGUUGUAAAAAGAGAAAUUGAGUUGUUCCUAUGUGUUCUUCAGACCUGCAGCCCACAAUUCCUCUGGAAGGGGGAACCUUGAAAACUCAGUCUCUGCAGAGACCUGUUUCUAAUUGUGGUAGAAAAUAAUGAGACAGAGCAUUUGCUAUGGGACAUUUACAGCCUUUAUACAAAUGUAUUUAGUUCUUUUUUUUUUCAACAUAAAAUUCUUGUUUUAAGAUACAAGUAAAAUUAAUCUUUAAAUGUAAAUGUAAAUUAGUACACAAACUAAGAAUCUUUAGACUUACCUUUGUAACUAAUUAGGGUUAAAGUUAUGAAAGAAUGUAAUUCACUAAAUUAUUUUUUAAAUGAAACUUUUCUUUUUGAAACCAAAUGUUAAAAUAUAGCCUUAAGAAAUGCUUGGUAGAAAUAUGCUAAUGAGACAAAUUUGUACUUUUUUUCCUCGAGGUUAAAAACUAAUCUCCUAAUUCAUUAAACUCUUAAACAGGUAUUACAAAGGAAGAAAAAUUCACCCCUUAUCCUUAACAUAUAUAGUAUAUUUAAAAAUAUAAAAUUGUAUUGUACUAAUGUCAUGAUUGAUUAUUUAAUGAAAAAGAGAAGAUGGCUCUUUCUGCAAUAAGUAGAUAAAUAAUGAAAAUCUAAAUCUACAACAUUUAUAGAAUGUGUGUGCAGUUAUAUUUUAUCUGGGCAACCAAAUUUUUUGAAAUGAGUAAAUAUUCAAACCACUGAAAUUUAGUGACAUAAAAUUAAAAUUGGCAUGAAUACUGCACUGUGGGCUACAAAGUACCGAAAAAUCCUGUGGCUGGGAGAAAAAUUUGAUCCACCAUCCAGUAAAAGGCUCAUCAGUUUUAGCAUCUGCUCCCUAGAAAAUUGCAAGUAUCCUUCCUCACCAGCCUGUGGAUAGAUUAUUUCUGAUGAUCCAGUAUGCAGAUUAGUCUGUUGUAACUAUAUGUGUAUGUUUGUGUUGGUAUAUACAUAUAACAUACACAUAUAGUCAUUCAAAACAUAUUUAUUGAAUGUCUAUUUAGUGUCACUCAGUCUGCUAGUGCUGAUAUGUAUGUGUAUCUCAAAUCUGUGUCAGUAGGUCUAGAUGCAGUCUCUUAAGAGCAUCCACUUUCUUGACAUCUCUCAAUAAGUCAUACUACUUUGUUUGUCUGGGCUUUGAGAGGCUCAUCUGUUUAACUCUGCCCUUUCAAAUAUGCUCAUCUGGGAGGAAGUCAAUCUUCCCUGGAGAGAGUCAACUUUUCCGCCCAAAUAUUCCAAAGCAUAUCCCAGGCAGCAUUGGUUAGCUAUGGCCGUAUGUCUUUGGCUAUUUCCAUAAGUGCUUCAUUGAUUGGGAAGGGGACAGGGCGUGCCCCACCCCCACCAGAUUUCUCCAUGAAAAGGGAUAGUUUUAUAAUUAUUAAGAAUCAAUUAACAAAGUAGCACAUAAAAUUCAUUUUAUGAGUUGUGAGCUAUGUUAAGAUUUUUUUCAUUAAGCCAGAAAAAAGAAAACUUGAUUCUGUCCCAUGUAAGUAACAAAACCUCCCCUUCCCCUCCCUCCAUCUGUUGUCUGCUGGCUUCUGCCCCAUACCUGGCCUCUCCUACACUCAUGCCACUGGUUACAGAAAGACCAGGAAAGAAAGUGCAACGCUCUCCCUGUUGAGUAUGCUCUCAUCCCCUACUCAGCCAGUGGGAUGGUGCUGUCUUCCCCUCAAAGGGAAGCUGCCUUUGGGUCUUCGGGUCUUGGGAGCCUUCAGGGGUUGCUCCAGUGCCCACCCAAGCCCCUGAGUUUCCUCCACUAUUAUCCCAUUAAUGACUUUAUGAUCACCCCUCUUGGGGGUGUUUCUCUGGUUCUGGUCUUCUGCAUCUUUCCUCAAGGGAACCCCCCACCCCCCGAUUUCCCAGGACCAUGACUGAAAGCCAGUGACCUUGUGUGACUCAAGGCACACCACUGCAGAAUUUCAGGGAUAGAGAUCUCUGGUUCCUGUCCCCACCAGGGAGUGAGGCUCUUCCGUGCUGCCAGAGGGCUCUUGGGAUUUAUCUUGCAAAGCACAACUAGCCUGGGAGCCAGGAGCAGCUCUAGGAAAAUUCUGUUGGCUGCAGAAAAGGGAAGACCAGGGCUGCUGAGCUCAGACACUCGGCUGGGCCUUCUGCGGCCUCCCUGCUAGCACCCCCUUUACCCAGAGAGUUAGGAUUGGGGAGGGUAUCAUGAAUACCCUGAGGACUGCUUUUUGUUCUUAAAAACUUCUAAGCCUUUCCCCCAAUGAAUUUCUUAUCACCAUCUUCUAAAAGUCUCUCCAGGGCAGAUUUUGCUUCCCCCAUCUUCACCAUCAGAUCAUUUACCCAAAACUCUUGGUUUUAUCUCUGUCUUCCUCCAGUCAGACCCUGGCUGGUGCAUUAGAACUCACAGUGCCAGACCAUCUUAGUUCUCUCAUCUGUAGUUUGGGGCCUCUCCCAGUGUCAGCAAAAGCCUUUGAACCCUGUCCAGGUCUUCCCCAGGUCCCCACAGGGUGCUCCCUCCUUCCUGGUGGCCCUCCAGGGCCAGUUUGGUGCAGGAUUUUCACAUACUUCUGCUGCAUUAUACCAAGGUUUGUUUCCAUAGUCAGCUCCAGGACACUGACAUUCUCACCAUUCUCGAAUCCCUAAAUGUCCAUGUCAUUCUUGAGACAACCCGGCUUCUCAGUGUGGCUCUGUGGUGGGCUGUCCUCUGCCCUAUUAUGUGUUUUACAAGCCCCCUAGAUGCUGGGAGCACCCUCCACCUCCCAAAAAAAGGUCAACAUGGAGCAUUUCGUUACCAUUCAAAAUGUCCAGAUGUGGCCUGUAUCACAUGGUGCACAGAAUAUCCCCCCAUUGCAGCACAGCCGCCCUGGCUCCUCCAGUCCCAGAUCCCACCAGGAGCAUCUCUGUUUUCCCCAGAUCACCCUGAGAAAGCUGCGCUCCUGCGAGUUUUGUUCCGGGGUGUCAGGAGCAGGCAGGGAGACUCGUGACAUGUCUCUGGACGUGUCUGUGGUUCUUCCUGUUUCAGAAUCCCCCCUUCACAGCACUCUCUCUUGCCCCAAGUAGUCUAUCAUUCAUCCCUAGGAACAUAGGGAAUACCCAGCAAUUCUGUUUAAAGAGUACUUCUCGUUUGAUCUGCACACGUUAGCCUGCCAGUUGUACUUUUUAUUUUUAAUCCCAGCUGUUUCAUUAUUCCUCAUAAGCUCCUGCAUCUCACUAUCAAAUCUUUCAUCCAUUCAGCAUAUUUCCUCCAACCUUCUACUUUGAAACUUACACUCAGUGUUGUUUAUAGAGUUGAUGGAAGCCUCUAGAACAUUGCAUUACUAACAGGAACAUUGCAUCCCCAGCAGUGGAGGAAAGGGGUGGCUUCCAGCAGGGGGCAUCCCCAGACUGGCUCAGAGAGAGAGAGAGAGAGAGAGAGAGAGAGAGAGAGAGAGAGAGAGAGAGAGAGAGAGAGAGAGAGCUCAGUCGCCUCCACUUCUGGUUGAAGUUCAGGGGGCGGGAGAUGAUUUGUCUGAAGUAACGGGCUGGAGUGGGGGGGGUAGCAGUUGAGUCAAGGUGAAGCUCCAGAACUCUAGCCACUUCAUCUGGGGCCCCUUCCAGUAAAGGGGAUCCUUUUUGGUGCUCAUACUGACACUAUCCCUGCAACUAUGCGGACAGGGUCAGCUCAGAAGGGAGGGUGGUUCAGAUCCCCCUUCUGCCAAAGCAAUGGCAUCAUCACCCGAUGCCGUCACUCCCACUCGAGGGCCCGUGGAGGCGCCACAGCGGAUGGGAGAGCUGAUGAGCCUUUUCAUGUCCUCUCACCUGCCACAGGCUCCAAGUGAACAUUGAAUUUGCUCACACCCAGCAGCAAAGUCCCACACUCAGACCAGCCAACAAACAGCCCCGUCCCCACGACUUGGUGUUCAAGUCCCCAGAUGACUUCUAAACCCAAGUCGUCUUUAGGUCUCAGGACUGUAGUGGCGUCAGCAGUUUGUUUUGUACAACUAUAAAGUAUUGAAAUUCUAGGAGAUGACGGUUAAUUUUACAAACCAGGUACACACGAUUUGUAUAAUUUUGUCUAUGCUCUGGUACACUACAUCUGUCCUAAUGAAGGGUGGAACCCAUUCUGUGCAUUGGUGUUCACCCCUGUGACGUUAAGAGGCUGUGUCUGCAUUGCAUAUUUCUUUCUGUUGAUGUUUCUAUGGCCAAGCCCUGCAGAUGUCAUUUCUGAAAAGCCUUAAAUCGUUGCGAUGUUACGUGUAGGGUAUGCAGUGCAAAAGGCUGCCUCGGAACUGUGAGCCCUUUUCUAAGCUGGAAGCAUUUCUCUUGCUACCGUUACUUUUUUAGGAAGUUUUACAUUCAGAGCUGCCAAAGCGUUCCAGUAAGCAGUGCCUUAGUGAUACUUAGUCGUGCCGCCUUUUCUCACAGUUUUCCACAUCCAUUUACUAAUUGGCCCAGUGUUCAAAAGAGAAGGAGCCAAAAAAAAAAAGAAAAAGUUUUCCUUUUUGUUUAGUAAGCCCAUUUUUCUCCAAUUCCUUGGGAAACUGACUAUUUGGUCAGAAAUCUGAAACUGAACCUGUAGUAUCAGUUCUGUGACCACACCCUGAAAUGUAUAUACCAAAAAAACGGGAGGUCUUGCAACUUCAUAGUUUACUAUGAAAAGCAAAUUGUACUUUUAAUGUUGCCUUUUAAAUUCUCGACCAAAUACGUAGCUAUUUGUGAAUUUCUGCACUCUAGCAUGAAAGUGCCUUUGGUUUGAGAUUCCAGCUUAGAAAAGUGCUGCCAUAAUUAAGAUAAUUUGUAGAGAGACCAAAAAUAUUUUGAGAUCACCGUAAUGCCUUUGGUUUCCCGGGUUGAGUCACCAACCACAGGCCUCUGUUCACAAGAGCACGACGCGGGCCCCACCUUGCUGUGAUCUACACUGCCACCACCACCCUUCACUGGGAACACACACAGCAGCAGGAGGGACCCCAGGAACUAUGUGUGUGUGUGUGUUUGUGUGUUGGUGACCUCGGGGGUCCUCCCAACUCAUCACCCCGCCUCCAAGGGAAGGAGCCUACACAGACACACACACACACACACACGAGACUCGGGCUGGUGGAUGGAUCUGUUCUCUCCUCGUGUUCCUGUUCCAUCUCUGGGAGGCUUCCGCUCCUUCCUUUGACAGUGCGCACUUAAUCUGGUUUCCAGAUACCAUGAGACCGUUCUGAAAGUUGGAUGCCUCAAACCGAGAUGACAGUGCAGAGUAAAAAAAAAAAAAGAGUUAGGGUCAUUCCAAUCCAAGUGUUCUUCUUUAGGACUCUGAGUGUUGUGCGUGAAUGUGCUAAGAGAAACUUCCAAAGAGCACCACCAUUCACAAUUGGGCCUUUUCAAAGAAUGGUUCAGCCCCACCAAAGGGCGACUCUUUAAAGUCUGUAUUGUUGGUUUUGUAUCAAAUCAAAAGCUCAUAUCAAUUAGGAAAACUGAUAGAGAUAAAGAAGAGGAGUGAAAAGGACACAAAGGCCAAAACACCAGCCAAACAAUAGCCAGGGGGAAAAAUACAUAAAGAUAUUUCUUUACCAUUAUAGACUUUAAAAUGACAUCAGACAGCUUUGAAAGUUAGCCUCUGAACUCUUAAAUCCAGAUGUCCCAUCUGUCUCUACCUGGUGUCUUUAAAAUUACCCUCUUUGGGCUCUGGAAUUUCAGGAGUGAUUUCUAUCCGCACCAAGUCAUAGAAAUGGCUACAUGAAAAAAUUAAAGGAAAGGAAAGGAAAAUUACUUCACACAUGUUCUAGUCAGUCUCUUAAACCCAGCCCCUCCCUGUCAGUACAGUCACACAACUUGAAAGAAAUUAGCCAAUAUUUGAUUUCUGCUUCUCUUUUCAACUGUUACUGUGCUUUGUUUGGGAGUAGUUUUAUCUCAUGGACUCACUGCUUAGAUUAAGAAUGGAGGUUUUGUGUUUAAAACAUAUUGCAUCGCAAAGAACCAUUUUGCUGAAUUCACGCACCGUUAAGAUGAAGUAUUUGUAUUUAUUGCCCCAUUUCCUUAGUCCUAACUUGUUUUUAUCCUCUGUGACUUUGCAUUGAGUCGUAUGCCACAUCUUGUGGCAUCACUUUAGCAUUUGUGACCCCUCUCAUUCACCAUUCACCAGGGUCCGAUUCCAGUAGAUUCCACCUCUCAGGUUGAGUCUCGUCUGCCUUUCAUCAUGAACUCAUUUCUCCUUCCCCUUUCUCUCAGAGAGGUGCACAGAAUCCAGGCAUUAAUAAUUGGAAACCACUCUGAUUUCCAUCUUCCUUCCUUCCUUCCUUCCUUCCUUCCUUCCUUCCUUCCUUCCUUCCUUCCUUCCAUUAGUAAUUUUCUGUGAUUGUUUCAUUGUGUCAAUUAGAUUCUAAAUGCACUUCUUAAAAAAAAAUGCAUCUCCCUGUUACCUCCUUCACUUCUGUGAGCCUUUUCUAAUAGGGUCAUGACUGCAAAUGAGGAAGAAAAGUUAAAAACAAAAACAGUACGUGCCUCAAAAAAAAAAAACUACAAAAAAAAAAAAACCUUUGUAACAUUUUAAAAAGAAACCUGAAUAGCCUUUAAUUCUUUAAUAUGCUUCGAUUUUAUGUACAUCAGUUUUUGCCACGUGUAUUUGUUCACAUUCUAAAUGACUUAAUGGGAAUCUCACGGUCUGUGUCUUUGUGUCACAUGUAUGAAAUGGGCUCGUGACGUAAGCGUUUCAUCUGGUCAGUGGUUCCUUUGAUAUUGUACUGCUGCCCUGAGUGGGCUCUGGAGCCUGCCUUUAGUAAGGAGGUUCCCCUGGGGUAGAUGGAGCUAUGGGAGGGUGGGGUCAAAUUUUCACACUUGUUUUCUUAACCUAUUUGCAGAAACCUUCAAAAGGCAUUUGGUUAAACCUCUUGGCAGUACAGUAUUCUUGUAUUUGUUAAUGUCUGUGUUUAGGUACUGGUACCUUUUUGUUUAAAAAAAUGUUCUAAGUGUUGGCUUUAAAGUGAAUUUAUCUUUAGUAUGAUAGUUAUAUGAAAAUUAUAGGGUUUGUGUGCAGAGAAUUUUUUUAUAAAGUGCUUUGUAAAAAGAAAAAAAAUGUAUUCUAGCUUUCGCGGUACAUAUGUGUGAUAACUUUAAUAUCCAUGACAGUUAAGUGCAAUUAUUUCAUCACUCUAAAAAUGCUAUUUUUGUGUCAGUUCCUGCAGGUGUUUUCAUGUCUUUGCAAAGUGACACAUUUUGAUGCCUUCUUGAUAAAGUGGUAGACAUUUUGUAGCUUUCUAGAAACUUUGUAUUCAUACGGUAUCAAUGAAAAAUAAAGAAAAUGAAAGUGUG
Sorex fumeus (smoky shrew) is the source of this 9260-nucleotide messenger RNA. RefSeq names its product TEA domain transcription factor 1 (gene TEAD1). The record is from RefSeq and is a predicted model, not a curated record. Gene Ontology annotation, biological process: hippo signaling; embryonic organ development; regulation of transcription by RNA polymerase II. The coding region runs from base 485 to 1783 and encodes 432 amino acids. Lineage: Eukaryota; Metazoa; Chordata; Mammalia; Eulipotyphla; Soricidae. The transcript is spliced from 13 exons. Gene Ontology annotation, molecular function: DNA-binding transcription factor activity, RNA polymerase II-specific; RNA polymerase II cis-regulatory region sequence-specific DNA binding. Gene Ontology annotation, cellular component: transcription regulator complex.